Molecule: messenger RNA, 1144 nt
Organism: Hermetia illucens (black soldier fly)
Lineage: Eukaryota; Metazoa; Arthropoda; Insecta; Diptera; Stratiomyidae
Gene: Hou
Product: glucose-induced degradation protein 8 homolog
Exons: 4
Coding region: 136-834 (232 amino acids)
Biological process (GO): proteasome-mediated ubiquitin-dependent protein catabolic process
Cellular component (GO): cytoplasm; nucleus
Molecular function (GO): protein binding
Source: RefSeq, a predicted model, not a curated record
AAAAACCAUUCUCCCGCGAGUUGACGUCUGGCGUUUUUCAUUGUUCUUCGGAAGUUUCGCCGUAUAAUUUCGUUGUCAUCGGCAAGUUUGUAGCUUUAGUAAAAUUUCGAGAAACAUUUUCCAAACAAUUAAGAGAUGAGCUUCAACGAGAAGACCAAAGAUAUGCCAAGCAUCUCGAAAGAAGAUUGGCUCGCUCGUUUAGCACAGUUUCAAUUUCGACAGUCGGACAUGAAUCGUUUAAUCAUGAAUUAUUUGGUUACAGAAGGAUUCAAAGAAGCGGCUGAGAAAUUUCAAGUAGAGGCCGGUUUGGAGCCAAGCGUCGAAUUGAACACUUUAGAUGAACGCAUAUUAAUACGUGAUGCAGUGCAAAACGGUAGAGUGCAGGAAGCCACCCGUCUAGUGAACCAGCUACACCCGGAACUACUGGAUAACGACCGAUAUUUAUUCUUCCAUCUGCAGCAGCUCCAAUUAAUUGAAUUGAUCAGAGCUGGAAAAAUCGAAGAGGCGCUAUCAUUUGCUCAAACAAAACUCUCAGAAGCCGGUGAAAGUAUUCCCGAAGCUUUGUGUGAACUGGAGCGUACGCUUGCCUUACUAGCUUUCGAAAAACCGCAAAACAGCCCUUUCGCUGAUUUACUCGAGCAAUCACAUCGACAAAAGGUUGCAAGUGAACUUAAUUCCGCAAUACUUAAAAUGGAGCAUCAAGAAGAAUCGAGUCCCAAAAUCAUGUACCUCAUCAAAAUGAUCCUUUGGGCCCAAUCGAAAUUGGAUAGUCGAGAUAUUCAAUACCCGAAAAUGACGGACAUUGCUACAGCGUUGAUCGAGGAGAAUAAGUAAAGUUAACUGUCUAUUAAGCGCGUAUUUUAAAUAAAAUUGAAUAUAAAUUAGUUCCCAUUUUUUUUUUCUUAUUUUGUUGGUGAUUGUUUUUGAGUCGGUUCUCUCCGAUGUAGAGUGCAAGGAAAUAGAUGAGAAUGGAAUUUUAUUUAUUUGGAAGGUAAAAAAGACAACCAAAGUGGUUGGAUGCGAUAUUGAAAUGAUCCUCGUACCUUUCUAUUCGAAAUUGAUUGAACACGAAUAUAAUUGUAAAAUGUAUGAUAUGUAUGUUUUAAAUAACAUUGAAAUAGAUAUAUAUUUCUAAUGCCAAAUA